This is a messenger RNA of Cylicocyclus nassatus, 648 nucleotides long. The record is from the annotation of a GenBank genome assembly. NCBI's taxonomy places the organism in Eukaryota, Metazoa, Nematoda, Chromadorea, Rhabditida, Strongylidae.
AUGAUUAGUCAACAAUCUAUUUUGACGCUGGCAAUUUCCGUUGAUUUACUAGCUGCACUUUUAUUUCCGCUCUGGUAUCGAAUAUGCAGAACGGCUCCUUAUGUGACCGCAAUAUUUGCGUUAUGUUCAUUGUACUCAUUAUCCGCAUUGAUCUGGGGAUCAGCAACACAGGACGAUGAAGUGAUCCUCUUCUGUAAUCCUCCGUUAGCACUAUCACGAAGCCCAAGCAGAUAUUGGUCUAUUUCGGGUGUAUUUAUAAACUGUUUGGUUCUGCUUGUCUACACUAUAAUUAUUCUAUACGUAAAGUUCAGAGCAAAAUCCAGAAUAUGCAGGGAUAAUCGAAGAGUUAUUCGAAGACUGCGAGUCCUUGUUAUCAUUUUCGUCCUUUCAUGGUUCAUGUGCUCGCUUGGAAUCGACAUGGGUCAUGUGUUCAAUUUCAGAACAGAGGUGUUUUUCGCUCUGCUCUGCUACUCGCAGACGUUCUAUAUAUGUAUAUGGCGCUCAGCGGAGUACCGGGCAGCAUUCAAAGAGCAGCUGCUCAUUAUGAUUUGUAAGAUGGGGCAGAUCCAUCAGGAGCCUUCACAUUCAAAAUCGCAAGGAGCAGUUUUUCUCCAUGCCCCAGCGAACGAGAAGUACAACGAUAAAUAG